Molecule: messenger RNA, 4671 nt
Organism: Hyla sarda
Lineage: Eukaryota; Metazoa; Chordata; Amphibia; Anura; Hylidae
Gene: PRKCZ
Product: protein kinase C zeta
Exons: 19
Coding region: 470-2239 (589 amino acids)
Biological process (GO): protein phosphorylation
Molecular function (GO): ATP binding; protein serine/threonine kinase activity; protein binding
Source: RefSeq, a predicted model, not a curated record
CCGAGAGUCCAGUCUUCCCCCGGGCAGGGUGCUCCUUUGGCCGGUGUCCGGUAGAGUUAUUUCGGUCUGGGUUGUGGUGGCUUAGAGAGGAAUUUGAAGCCGCUGACAACUUGUUCGAAAUUGUCGCGUGAGACUGCGGCUUAACUGUGCAGGUGCAUGGGAAGGUGUCGCACGCUAUUGCUGCCCUUCGCCUGUAGGGGGCGUCAGGCUCAAUGUAAGAAGUUCUGUCAGUAGCUGGUAUCCAUGACCCUGAUCUCUCGGGACUGGUAGCACCUCACCUCGUCAUCUCCUUCAGUCAUGUUCCGCAUUCCUCCGGGUGUGUGGGCUCCGCCGGUCCCCGGGCUGUAGCGGCUGCUGACUUCAGGAGCCCAGUCUGGUUGGAUCACUACUCCUGUGACUGUUCAUCACAAGUGUUCACACCAUACACCUCCCGAGUGACAAGGUUAUAAAGCUGGAGUUCUUGAAUAUAAUGCCGAGCAGGAUGGGGUCAAAAAUGGAUUUGACGAAGGACAUCAUUAAAAUGAAAGCACACUACAAUGGAGAUAUUCUGAUCACCCGCCUGGGAGCUUCAAUGAAUUAUGAUGAAUUGUGUGAUGAAGUGAGGGAGAUGUGCAGACUACGCCAGGAGCAGCCCAUCACAUUGAAGUGGAUUGAUGAUGAAGGUGACCCCUGCACUAUAUCUUCCCAAAUGGAGUUGGAAGAAGCUUUUCGAUUAUAUUCUAUAUAUAAAGAGGAGGGUCUCAGCAUUCACGUAUUUCCAAGCAUACCAGAAAAGCCAGGUUUGACUUGUCCUGGAGAAGACAAAUCAAUCUACCGACGAGGGGCCAGAAGAUGGAGGAAGCUCUACCGAGUGAAUGGGCAUCUGUUUCAAGCCAAACGCUUUAACCGAAAAGCCUAUUGUGGCCAGUGCAGUGAAAGGAUAUGGGGCCUUGGGAGGCAAGGCUACAAGUGUAUCAACUGCAAACUGCUUGUCCAUAAACGCUGUCACAUACUUGUCCCACUGACCUGCAGAAAGCAUAUGGAUUCGGUCAUGCCUUUCCAGGAGCCGCCAGUAGAUGAUAAAAGUGACGAGGGAGAUAAUCCCCCUGAAGAAACAGAUGGAAUUAAUAUUAUCCCUCCAACUCUGAAAAGGAAGGAUGCGUCUGAGGACAUUAAUCCGGUCAUCGAUGGAAUGGGUGGAAUUAAAAUCUCACAGGGACUUAGCCUUCAGGACUUUGAUCUCAUCAGAGUGAUUGGUAGGGGAAGUUAUGCCAAAGUCCUUCUAGUACGGUUAAAAAAGAACGAUCAAACAUACGCCAUGAAGGUGGUGAAGAAGGAGCUGGUGCACGAUGAAGAGGAUAUUGACUGGGUUCAAACAGAGAAGCACGUUUUCGAGCAAGCUUCUAAUAACCCCUUUCUAGUCGGCCUGCACUCUUGCUUCCAGACACCGAGCCGGUUGUUUUUGGUUAUAGAGUAUGUAAAUGGAGGGGACCUCAUGUUUCAUAUGCAACGACAAAGAAAACUCCCUGAGGAACACUCCAGGUUUUAUGCUGCUGAAAUCUGUAUUGCCCUAAACUUCCUGCAUGAACGAGGGAUCAUUUACAGAGACCUAAAGCUUGACAAUGUCCUUUUGGAUGCAGAGGGUCACAUCAAACUAACUGAUUAUGGCAUGUGUAAGGAGGGGCUAGGGCCAGGAGACACAACAAGCACUUUCUGUGGAACACCAAAUUACAUUGCUCCUGAAAUUCUCAGAGGAGAAGAGUAUGGUUUCAGCGUGGACUGGUGGGCUCUCGGUGUCUUGAUGUUUGAAAUGAUGGCUGGAAGAUCUCCAUUCGAUAUCAUUACUGACAAUCCAGACAUGAACACUGAAGAUUAUCUUUUCCAAGUUAUCCUAGAGAAGCCUAUAAGGAUCCCAAGGUUCCUGUCAGUAAAAGCUUCCCAUGUCCUAAAAGGAUUUUUAAAUAAGGAUCCCAAAGACCGACUUGGUUGCCAGCUUCAGACAGGAUUUACUGAUAUUAAGUCGCAUACCUUUUUCCGCAGCAUAGACUGGGACAUGCUGGAGAAAAAGCAGGUUGUUCCUCCCUUUAAACCUCAGAUCACAGAUGACUAUGGUUUGGAGAACUUUGACACUCAGUUUACCAGUGAACCUGUGCAGCUAACACCGGAUGAUGAAGAUGUAAUAAAACGAAUAGACCAAUCGGAGUUUGAAGGCUUUGAGUAUAUUAACCCAUUGCUGCUCUCAACCGAAGAGACAGUAUGAAGGACUGAGAUAUUUAUGGACAUACCAUGUGAUUGAUCCCGAACUUGUAUCCUUAACUACAGUAUAUGCAUGCGAGGCUGGAAAACUGAUGCCAGGUUCUUAGUACAGAUCAGCUCUACAGGAUUUGCUGCUGAAAAUCAUCUAUAACUCAGAUGUUUAUAGAGUAGAUCUCUUCCUAGUAGCUGUUCUCUAUGUGAGGAGAUGGCUUUCCGGCUCAGUUACACAAGGGAUUUCACUUUUUGUGCCUGCCUCUUUGAAGGGUCUACAGUGUAUGUAAAUUCCAUCUGAGGGCGUCUGUAUGGAAGAACUGUUUUAUUUCAGGCAUUCAUGUAAGCAAGCCGCUUCCAUUAGUGCAUUAGAUGCCAUGUGUUGCUGCACUCCUGGGAAACAAAAGAAGAGAUUGGAUUGGUGACGUUCUCCUCCCAAAAAUCAGCAAUGUGGCACUUGUCAAACUGGGUAUUAAAGCAAGCUGUGUUACACUGAUCCUUAUAAAAUUUAUAUUACCCGGAAACCUAAUUAAAAGAAUUGCACUGAUAGUAUUACAAAAGUAGAUUAAGAAGAUUUGAAUUUCCUUGUCUAAAACACAGCAAUAUUGCAUUUAAAUCUACAACCAACUAGGCACAGCAAAGGCAAUAAAAAAAAAAUUGUUGGGAGGUUGAAGUAACAAAUUUGCACAUUUGAAUGGCUUUCUGGAAAUCAACAAUGUUAUGUGCCUACUUCUUAGCUUGUAGUGUAUGACAUUUUGCUAUUUGAACAAUUACAAUGCAGUAUUCCAUGCAGAAACCCGCCUAGCCAUAGAUCCUGAAAACACAUCCCUUUAGCCUUAACAGGUGGAAUAGAAAAAAAAAACAACCUUUCAUUUACUUCUAAUGCAUUUCUCUCAUUUCUUGUCCUAGUCAAGCACACAUUUUCUAGAUGUUGGCUGCUUGAAUCGUUUUGUAGCUGCUGUUUAGAGUUAGAGGUCAAGAUCCCCCCCCAGUCUCUAAAAUACCUGAUACAGCAUCACAUGUUACACAGGAAAAGCCAUGAGCCAUAGAUUUAUGUCUAGGACGCCAGAGAUUAAAUUUUCACAUCUAAACUUAUCUGGAGAACAUGUGAUCGCUAAUUUACAUCAAUGUCUUUACUUAUGAGGCAAAAUAAACCUUUUCUUAACUAUUUGCCUGGGGUAUCUCUUACAUAAAAUGUUGUCAUUGGAUCUAUUUUACAAGCUGAUCAUUUGGGGCCACUAAGGAGUAAGGCUGCUCUUAAAGGUGGCAGUAAAAACCUGCAGUCGGCACCUGGGUUUUCCACUUUAAGCAGUGGCAAGUCCAGGUGCCAGCCACAAUUAUUGGGGAAUCACUUGCCAGGCACUAGCUGUUAAGAUUCCCUGAUAAUUGCAACUGGAACCUGGACUUGCUGCUUAAAUUAAAAACUCCAGGUGCCAGCUGCAAUGAUUAAACACAUGCGGCAGCCACAGGCUCUUACUGCUGCGUGUAAUGGUGGCCUAAUAAGAAUCUACAAACAUCCCAUGCACUUGCCCCGUAUAUUAAUUUAAAUGAUAAAAAGCACACAUUGACCAUUAUUAAAUGAAAAGGAUACAUGUGAAAUAUUCAUUCCUAUCCAUUAUUUAUAAAGUUUUGACUAGUGGCUGCAAGUCCCUGGUCUUCAGAACAUUCCAGCUUCUGAAAGAUUCAUAAGAAAGUAAAAAAUAAAAAAAGUGACCAUUUAACAGAUUUAUUAUUUUAAAAAGCCACUAGGUUAUUUAACAAAUUUAAUAAGAUAUGUGGUCUACUCCCCUCCAGUCAAAACAAUGUAUGAUGCCUGCUGAAUUUGUGUAUCUAUUUUGCUGUUUGGUAAACCAGGGGUGAGCUCUGUAAUUCUGUGUAUUAGACCAAAUUACAUACUGUAUCAGGGAUGGGAGCAAAAAGAUUUGGUCCUGUGUAGCGUCAUGUACGUAUUCCGUGAAGGAUGAAUUACAGAUUCUGUAUAUUUGCUGACAGUUUAAAACAAAGGAAAACAAACUACUUGAUUUUAUACAUUUAAGGCAUUACAAAUGUUCCUGUGUUGCCAAAUAGUUUUGUUGCUCAUAUGCAAGUGUAUGAAAAAAAUGUUUUGUUCACAAUGAAGGGGAAAUUUUUUAUAUAUAUAUAUUAAAAAAGGACUUGUUUUAUAAAUUAAAGAAAAUGAAGGCUGUAAUUAAUUGUGGUUUGGGUGACUAAUAUAUGAAGAAUAUGGCUCUGGUGAUUCUCUAGUCGUCUUAUUUGGAAUAGUUAAUGAGCAUUACAGCUAAUUUAAUGAUUGUAAAACAGUAAAUAUGUUCUUGUAGUUUUGUAAAUUUCAAUGAGUUAAGACCUUGCUAAGUUAAUUGUGCAGAAGAUGGUAUACUAAUCCAUUAAACAAGAUCAUUUAUAUUCUUGCACAUUAAAAGACUUUAUUGAAAAAUAAAAUGUUUG